Messenger RNA from Saprolegnia diclina VS20, 1753 nucleotides. RefSeq lists its product as hypothetical. The record is from RefSeq and is a predicted model, not a curated record. Lineage: Eukaryota; Oomycota; Saprolegniomycetes; Saprolegniales; Saprolegniaceae. Gene Ontology annotation, molecular function: calcium ion binding. The transcript is spliced from 15 exons. Bases 13 to 1722 code for a protein of 569 amino acids.
AAAGCAAAGCGCAUGCUACCACCAACGUACACGAGCGCAGAGCUCGGAGCGCUCUUCCACCGCGUGGCCAAGCACGUCGAGGAUCUCAACCGACGCGACGCUGUCAUCGUCCGCGUCUCUGUGCCAUCAGACGCGCAGAUCGCCUCUUGGAUUGCCCAGACCGAGUCGUUCCAGCCCGGAAAGCACCCAAUCUCGGUGGUGGGGCCGGGCCCGACGACAGAGGCACCCGGGUCGCCCACGGAGCGCAGCCCUCAGCGCAGCAUUCGGCGGGCCCGGGGUAGCCACUUCACGCUCGUCGCGGGCAAGCAGCGUGCGAUCCCUGUCUCGGAGCUGUCCAUGGUCAAGGCGGUGCUGCGGCACCGCAGCCUCGAGCUGGCGCACGGCAGGCGGCGCAGCGACAAGGAAGGUGACGACAAGCAGAAGCAGGCGCCGCGCCACCGCCGCAAAGCAGUGGUCGCCAGCCAUCUAAGCAUGACCAAGGCGUCGGCCACGGCCGGAAAGCAAGCUCUCAUCUCCGAGCUUAUUCACGCCACGUCGUUUACGAUGCAAGAUAUUUUUCAAAUGAGUUGUCAGUUCAAGGAGCUCGCGAUGGCCAACGGCACGAUCACGAGCGACACCUUUAGCACGAUCAUCGGGAGCCACUUGGGCAAACUCGUGGCGGGCGUCAACCUCCCGUCCGAGCAAGGCGUCUCGUCACUUGGCGAAACCAUUUCGUCGUCAGCAUCGCUCAUUGGCCGCCUCUACAAGGUCUUUGACAAGGACGGCAAUGGCACGAUCGAUUUUCGAGAGUUUAUCAUUGGCCUCAACAGCCUCGUCCAAGGCUCGCUCGAGCAAAAGCUCGACACGCUCUUUGCAGUCUACGACAAGGACGGGAGUGGCACGAUCUCGGUCUCGGAGCUCGUCUUGAUACUGAACGGCGGCCAAGAAAAAAUGAGCCAGCUCGCCGUGUACAUUGACAACUACUUUGCGACCGUCGACACGAACGGCGACAAUGUGAUUACAGAGGACGAGUUUCUGACCGCGGCCAGUGUCGAGCCGCUCGUGCUAGAAGCGCUCACCAAGUCGCUCGCCUUCAACCGCCAAACCGGCUUCCACGUGCGCCAGAGCCUGCGUUGCUUUUGUGAGCGCGCCAAGCUCGACUGGGCGGCGAUGCUCUCGAUGUUGGAAGACGUCAACGACUCGACGCGCCUCGAGCGAGAGGCCAAGCUGCUUCGGCGCCGGUUUAGCUCGGGCGCCUCGGGGUACGUGGCGCCACCCGCCCCGCUGAGCGUCAACCAGUUCGAGCACAUGCUGGCAUCGUACUUUCACGAGCAGCUUCCGGAAGACGCAGCCCUCUUGCACGAACUCUCGAAAGCGUACGCACCGACCGAUCCACACGGGAAGCUCAACGCGCGCGAGUUUGUCGGAGACGUCGCGGGGUAUCUCUGGUCGCUCCUCUUGGACUCGGCCCAUGACGAGUGCUGCGCUCGGUUCUACUUUCGGUUUUACGAUUAUGAUACCGACGGGUGCAUCACGCGCGAAGAGAAGCAACGUCGUUUGCGCGAGCUUUGGGGCGAUGGGCCAAGACUUGCUCGACACGAUGAAGCUGCUCCAGGAGAUCGAUACCAACGGCGACGGCGAGCUGAGCAAAGAAGAGUACCUCGAAGCGGCCAAGCGCAUCCCGCUCCUCAUGGCGUCGAUUUACAUUUGCAUCUAAACAGUAUUAGGACUAUCAACUACUAGUACAACGCGUAUCACAUUACUGGUUGCCCAA